AACAGGAAGUGGAAUCUAAGAGCGGCCAGUUUAACUCGACGUAACCUAAAUAGCACAACAAUAAAUGUUACUAACCCGUGUUUGACUGUGUAAAAACGAAGCGUUAACGACUUGUUGGCUAGUUAAACCAAAUCUGCUGUCGAUAGAAGUUUUGUAAAUAUUUAGCCGCCUUUAAACUCGCUCGGUAGUACCUGCACUUUGGCUAAGUUGCUAAGUAACGGAGCUAAAUAGUUUGGGUUUAUAUUUUCCAGGAGGUUUUUGGCUUAUGUUGUGAAAUGAAACGAAUUGUUGCUGUAAGCUAAAUUGACGUAUAACGGACUGGGAAAUAUCACAAAUAGCUGAAAACGUCGUUAUGGGAGAAAAGGAACUCAGCUUUGUUGACAAGAAUUUAACAAGUUUGCUGGAUAUUCCUUUGACUCCUGCUGUUACAUCUCUUGAUCUACACUGCAAUCACAUCCCAAGAAUUGAGGGUUUAACUUCAGCUUGGCACUUGUGGCACUUAGACCUUUCCUCCAAUCGCAUUUCUAAGAUUGAGGGUUUGAGUUCGCUUACAUCCCUGAGGACUUUGAAUUUAUCCUGCAACUUAAUCACCAAGGUUGAAGGACUGAAUGGCCUUGUGAACCUAACAAGAUUAAACUUGUCCUACAAUCAGAUAAAUAACCUCACCGAGUACAAGCUGAAGCACCUCAGUCUCCAUGGCAACUGCAUAGACAUCAUUGAUCAUCUUCUGCAGUGUCUGCUGGGAUUACAAGGUUUACGAGAUGUCAUUUUAAGCCAGGAUGGUGCAGACAACCCCAUCUGUGGUUCACCAGGUUAUUGGGAGAUUGUUAUGGAGUCGCUGCCACAAAUCUCUGUUCUGGAUGGCCUGGAUCGUCUAAGACAUCCAUCUUCUCCAGGUAUAAGCAGUCUCUGUGACAUUCCUGGCCUGGAAGACUAUGUGGACCUCCUGCUCUCUUCUGAUACAAGUCACAAUGAAAUGGCUAAAGGUGUUGUCACGACACCCCGUAUUGACCAGGUACUCACCCAGUUUCGUCAGCAGAUUGCCUCUGAAGCAGCCACAUAUCCAGCCACACAGCCAGCCACACAGCCAGCCACACAGCCAGUCACACAGCCAGUCACACAGCCAGUCACACAGCCAGCCACACAGCCAGUCACACAGCCAGUCACACAGCCAGCCACACAGCCAGUCACACAGCCAGUUAGUCAGAACCCCCACCCUCUUGGUUUCACUGUGGCUGAUCCAACAGAGGCCAUUAAUGAAGGACGUAUCAGGAAACUGGAGCACCAGGUGUCUCAGCUCAUCCAGCAGGCUCCUGCUGGUGAAAAAUCAAAAAUCUCUACACAUUAUGUGGUGAAGUUACAUAAAGCCAAGAGGGACACAGAUCGCACAUCAGAAAGUGAGUGUGACAGCGGGAAGGAAAACAGGAGACGCACAAGGAUUCCCAAACAUCACAGCAUCAUAACAUCGGGCACAACUACUCAGGAGACUAAGAGCACAAGAUCAGAAAGUGAUCAGGAGAAUUAUAAACUGAGGACUUCAAAGUCUGCUGUGGGGCCCAAGAGGAAGACUGAUGGUGCGGGUGCUGUAGAAGCAACAAGGCAAAAAAGGAAGGGACCUCUAAGAGCAGCUAAGACCUCAGGCGAUGUGAAAGCCAAGUUCACCAAGGAAGAGGAAACCUACAGGACAAUUGUUGAAGAACGUGAUCAGGAAAUGGAGAGACGUUGGAAGGCAGAACAAGCUGUGAGGAAGCUGACGGAGGAGAUGAAAUGUCUUCAGACAAAAGUCAGUGAAGAAAAGGACCUUCAGAGCCUGGCUCUGCACACCACGGACAGACUGAAAGAGAUGUUGCUGAAAGAGCGAUCAGGACGCUCUGAGCUGCAAGCUUGUGUUGAAGAGCUGGAGGGGCGGUGUCAGUCCCUAACCCAGAAGCUGGAGCAGGCCCGCAGUAGUGAAGAACAACACAAGACUGCAUUGCGUAGACUGGAGGAAAGCAUCUCCCAUGGUGACGCACUCAGGGCUUGCCAGCAGGCUGAAGAGAUGAAGCGGUACCAGGAGCUGGAGAACAAGGCAGCAGCUUUAAAGAGAGAGUUGGACAUCCAGAGAGCCUCAGUGCGCCAGCACAAAGACAAACUGCAGCAGCUGCAUGAACUGCUGGCAUCCAGAGAACAAGAGCACAGAAAACAACUGGAGUUGCGGUUACAACCUGGUGGGGCAGAUUUCCGUGAGGCAGUGUCAAAGGAGGUCGCAUCAGCGGAGCAGAGACAUGGCCAGAGGGAAGCAGAGUUGCAGGAAAAAUUGUCAGAAAGCAGGAAACAUUACGCCGCUCUAGAAGAUGAAUUUCGUAUGGCAUUAACCAUCGAGGCUGCUCGUUUCUCUGAGGUGAAGGAGGUGUGUGAUCACAUGGCUGCAGAGCUGAUGGAGCUCAAGGCGACCCUCGUUCAGUCCCAGCAGAGGGAAAAGAAAUCAGACUCUCUGGUGCGGGAGCUCACGGCGAUGGUCAAAGAACAAAAGAGCCGUAUCUCUGAACUCAUCAAAGCUAAAAAGGAAGCUGUCACUGAUCUCAAGAGCCGUCUGCAUUCUUUGGAAGCAGAGGUGGAACAGGACCGCCGCAUCGGAGUGCAGCUGGAGAUGCUCAAGAAAGACAAAGCGCGCUUGUUGUCUCAGUUAACAGCUCAGGAGUCUGUUAUAGAUGGCCUCAGGGCUGAGAGGAGGAUCUGGGGCCAGGAGCUCGCUCAGCAAGGUGCAUCACUGGCUCAGGAUCGUGGACGUCUGGAGGGCAGGAUAGAGGUGCUGACCACUGAACUGGAGACUCAGAAGAAACAGAAUGAGAGGGAUCAUGAUGCCCUCAAAAUCAAAGCCAAAAUCAUGGAUGACCAGACAGAGACCAUUCGUAAACUCAAAGAGACCUUGCAGGAGCGUGACGAUCAGAUCCGUAGGCUGAAGGAUGAGGCUGUCCAGGCCCAGAAGAAGUUCCAGCAGCAGCUGGAGGAGGAAACAGUCCAACAAGCUGAGCUGAAGGAGCAGCUGGAGCAUCUUAGUCUGCGCAAGGAGGAGCUUAAACAGCAGCUAGCAGACAAGGAGGCAGAUCUUGAAGAGGUCAGAGGAGCUUAUAGUGAAUCAAGUAAGAAGUGGCAGGAGAAGGCUGAGCUGCUCACUCGACUGGAGAGCCAAGUGAAGCGAAUGAAGGAGAAUUUUGAUUCUAAGGAGCGCCUGCUACUGGAAGAAAGAGAAAAAGCAACAGAAGCACACAAAGCUGCAGUGGAGAAGUUGCGCUGUGUGGAUGAUGCUUUUCGUCAACAACUGGAAUCUAUCCAGGCCGUGCACCAAGCUGAGUUGCUACAAGUGGCAAAUGAAAAACAAAAAAAGAUAGAAAAAGCCAAUCAGAAGGUGUUUGAAGUGGAGGAGGAGAUGCGUCAGCUCCUGAAGGAGACAGAAGCUAACAAGAGAAUCAUGGAGGAGAAAAUUAAACGUCUCACCAGUGUACUGAAAGACUUUAACACAUGAAGUAUGGAUUCCUGUUAAUGUCAAGCACUUAUGAAUUGUUAAAAAUAUUUUUUAAAUAUAAGUGUAUUUUUUAUAUUUUAGUUUAAUUCUUUGUAUUUUUAUAGUAUGAUUUGCCCAAUAAAUAUAUCCU
This is a messenger RNA of Melanotaenia boesemani (Boeseman's rainbowfish), 3635 nucleotides long. It is a transcript of the gene lrrcc1, whose product is annotated as leucine rich repeat and coiled-coil centrosomal protein 1. The transcript is spliced from 19 exons. The record is from RefSeq and is a predicted model, not a curated record. Gene Ontology annotation, molecular function: protein binding. Bases 353 to 3505 code for a protein of 1050 amino acids. Gene Ontology annotation, cellular component: cytoplasm; centrosome. Lineage: Eukaryota; Metazoa; Chordata; Actinopteri; Atheriniformes; Melanotaeniidae.